GACAUUUAAGUACGGUUUAGAUACAAAGUCCUCAUGACUUUUUUUCAGAGAUUGGUUUCUAUAUUCCUACUCUCCAAAAAGACACCGUAUGGAACACAUCUGUGUUUCAUCUCCCUGUCGAUUUGACACUGAGUAAAUUCAUUAUUUCAGUCUUUAGUAGUGAUUACAGGAAGUCUAUCGACCUACAUUAAUACUUGCAGAUUGUAACACUGUGGUAGUUAACGUCGUUUUAACUACAUCAACAAAAGGUGCUGACUGACAGUGCGCACUGUUUAAAAAUGACAGUGACAUGUCACUGUCAUGUGAUUCCUCGUUGAGUUAAAUUUACUGUUUUGAUCGUAAAUUAAGCAUCAAAACUACUGUUUACACUUGAGUUGAACUUACUUUAUUUAAAAUAAUCUUUUUCUGCACGUAAGACUGUCUCCCUUUGCUCCGAGGAAGUAAUAGGAAACAAAAACACCAAGUGAUAGAAAAGCUCGGUUCCCGUGGACCGAUAUAAUGUCACUUUCAGCUGCUAUUGACAAUGAAACAUCGUGAUCAAAAACCAGCAUACGGACAAAAAGUUGUACCUCGACUUGCUCAGGCGUCAUCCCGACCAGUACAUACAAAUACAAGAUCUGACUGUUAUUAUUGCAAUCGCUUCGGAAAAUUGGCACGCAAAUGUGGUCAUAAUGAUGCUUUCUUGUCCAAAAAAUCACCAGCAAACAGAUUUGGGGCUCAAUGCAUUCAGAAUGAAAAUAUAGUCCAAAGAACAAACUUAAAUAGGACAGUUAUUCCAUCUGUGCCUCCUCCUUCAUCAUUUCCUGUACCUGGUUUACCUCCGACUCCUCCACCUACUUAUCAAGAAAGCGUUACUUUACCACUUCCUCCAGAAUACGAAGAAAGACUGCCAGAAGUUAUUGUUACACAACCACCUGCAACUGUAUUCAAAUGGAAUCCAGUGGGCAUGACUUGCCCUUAUUGUCAUCAUAUUAUUGUUACUAAAGUGAGGUCCGAGUCAGGACUAUUAGCUUGGCUACUUUGUGGAGUUAUGUUUUUAACUGGAUUAUGGCUCUUUUGUCUCAUUCCUUUCUAUUUGAAAUCAACACAAGAUGUUGUCCAUAUUUGUCCACUUUGUAAAUCACAAUUAGGUAGUUAUAAACCAUUGUGAAUAGGUAAACACAAUGAAAAAACUUACCCAUCUACAUUCUCAACAACUACAUCAUGAAUUUUUUGUCUAUACUGGUGAUAAUAAUUUAUUGCUCAUUCUUCAUUUUUGUUAAAACAAUAACUGUUUUGUAUUUUGUUAUUAACAGUAGUAAUAUUGUUUAACAACCAAUUAACGACAAACUGAUUGGUUGUCAUCAUCGUCAAUUAUCAUUCCAGAUUGUCAUGAAUAUUUUUAUUUUGAUUGCAUAAAUUUACAAAUAUGUACACCU
Messenger RNA from Schistosoma margrebowiei, 1418 nucleotides. NCBI's taxonomy places the organism in Eukaryota, Metazoa, Platyhelminthes, Trematoda, Strigeidida, Schistosomatidae. The record is from the annotation of a GenBank genome assembly.